AUGGAGAACCAACUCACAACUUGCCAACCUCGUCCCACCAGCGAGACCCUGCCUGCGGAACUCCGAAUCCAGAUCCUGUCAUCCAUUUCGAACUUGGAGGAUCUGAUGGCUGCAGUCCGCUCAUUGCCAGUCCUGCAUGAGCAAUACUUGUUGGACCGGCAGCGGAUUUUGGGACGCAUGGUCAAGGCGACUCUGGGAAAUGCGCUCGUGGACGCAUACAUGCUCCGCAGAGCGACCGAACUCUGCAGCCGCCAACCGGUUCUGCCGACCGAAACGAUCCAAUCGCUUCUUGCGGAGUAUCAAAGCCUCCACCACUCGGAUCCCGAUGGUAUUCUGGCGCUAUGCAGCCUGGAUGACCUCAUCGGGAUCAGCCGCUACUAUCUCUCGGUUGUCCGGCAGGAUGUGGUGGAGGCUUCCGCACUCAUGGAGGCGGCGUUCGAAGAGCUGGUCAGCUCACCGCAAUGCGGCUUCAAUAUCGAAGCCGUGUUGUUUACGACCACAACACGGGCCGACCUUCUGUCGACGGCCCAUCGGUUUCAGUUUGAAUGGGAAUUUGGAAACACAUAA
Molecule: messenger RNA, 567 nt
Organism: Chaetomium strumarium
Lineage: Eukaryota; Fungi; Ascomycota; Sordariomycetes; Sordariales; Chaetomiaceae
Exons: 1
Coding region: 1-567 (188 amino acids)
Source: RefSeq, a predicted model, not a curated record